AUGGAUAUUGUGUUGGAAAUCGCAGAUUCCUUUCUUCUUGAUAAGCUUUACGCCAAAGCGUUGCCCAAGGAUGGAGCAGUGGCUCAAUAUAUCGCUAACAACUUUGGCAGCAAAAACGCUACCGCUCCGGCCCAGGGGCUCCACAUGCCUGCGCCAGUGACUUAUUUGGCCUCGUUGGCUGGCAAACUCCAGAGAAAAGACGAAGUUUACGGCCACUUCCCCCAGUUUUUCGAUUUCGAUGAAUACACCAACGCGUCGCUUCUCUCAAGAAGCAAUCUCAUCAGAGAGUUUGUUUCCAUCUUCUUUAUCACUGCUAUUUUUGGGUGGAUUCUUUACUUUUCCGUGGCGUCCUUCUCGUAUUUCUUUGUGUUUGACAAGAAGAUUUUCAACCACCCAAGGUACUUGAAGAACCAAGUGUCAUUGGAAAUCUGGCGUGCUACUACUGCCAUCCCAGUGAUGGUGCUUCUCACAGUGCCUUUCUUCAUGGCAGAACUCAACGGAUUCUCCAAGCUUUACUUUAACGUGGACGAGUCCACCGGCGGUUGGAAAGCCGUAUUGUUACAGUUCCCCUUCUUCAUUUUGUUCACCGACUGCGGCAUCUACUUCAUCCACCGCUGGCUACACUGGCCUUCCGUGUACAAGAAGCUCCACAAGCCCCACCACAAGUGGAUUGUUUGCACCCCAUUCGCUUCGCACGCUUUCCACCCAGUUGACGGAUGGUUCCAGUCGUUACCUUACCACCUCUACCCCAUGGUGUUCCCGUUGCACAAGGUUUCCUACUUGCUUUUGUUCACUUUCGUUAACUUCUGGACCGUCAUGAUCCACGACGGCCAGUACAUGUCGAAUGACCCCGUGGUCAAUGGCACAGCGUGCCACACUGUGCACCACUUGUACUUCAACUACAACUAUGGCCAAUUCACCACGUUGUGGGACAGAUUGGGCCGCUCGUACAGAAGGCCCGACGACUCUUUGUUCGCUAAGAACACUAAUCAGGACACCGAGAAGAAGGUAUGGAACGAGCAGACCCGCAAGAUGGAGGCCAUCAGAGGCGAGCUCGAGGGCAAGGAUGAUGACAGGGAGUACGGGAACUAA
Molecule: messenger RNA, 1092 nt
Organism: Candidozyma auris
Lineage: Eukaryota; Fungi; Ascomycota; Pichiomycetes; Serinales; Metschnikowiaceae
Gene: ERG3
Product: C-5 sterol desaturase
Exons: 1
Coding region: 1-1092 (363 amino acids)
Biological process (GO): lipid biosynthetic process
Molecular function (GO): oxidoreductase activity; iron ion binding
Source: RefSeq, a predicted model, not a curated record